This is a messenger RNA of Trichosporon asahii var. asahii CBS 2479, 954 nucleotides long. RefSeq lists its product as uncharacterized. Bases 1 to 954 code for a protein of 317 amino acids. NCBI's taxonomy places the organism in Eukaryota, Fungi, Basidiomycota, Tremellomycetes, Trichosporonales, Trichosporonaceae. The transcript has a single exon. The record is from RefSeq and is a predicted model, not a curated record.
AUGGUCGGUUUCAUCGACUUCAACACCCACCCGCAUAUUCUCGGCGAGAUAAUAUCGUACCUCGAUUUUCAGACAAUGAACAAACUUCGCCUUGUCGGCUCGUGCAUGAAGAAUGAAGUCGACCGCUUCCAGUGUCUUGGCUGCUCAGCCACUAUCUCCUUCCCAGACGAUAUGGACGACGGUGGGCCGACGGGCGUCCCUGUUUCCGCCAAUGUGCACUUUCGGCGCCCGUUGGAGCUCCCUCCCGCGCCCGCAAUGUGGCUCCCGCACCGAGAUCCCCUCAACUGGCAGGAGUGGUACGCGGGGAAACCUCAAGCUGCUAUCCAUCAUGCGGCCCAACAUCGUCCUUUUCAGAUCAAUAUCAACUCUGAUAUUCUGCUCUGGGAUAUGAUAUCAGCAGAAUACGGCGGGGGCGCUGUUGCCGAGCUUCCCAGCCCACUCCGCCAGAUCCUCGAGACGACGAGCGGAGUGCGCAUGCUCCACACUCAUGAUAUGUUCCUGGAUUCAGUCAAACGCCUGGGCGUAACUCUCCCAGAGGAGACAAGCCCGGAGCUUCCCUCUAAUAUCAAACGCUUACACCUGCGGCUGUGGGACGACAAGUGCUCUUGUCGCAUCAGACUCGGCCACUCAGCUGAAACGCUGCGCAUCUCCCUCGAUCGAGGGCUCGAGGCCGAAGUGAAGCAAAGCCCACUGUGUUGUCUCAGCCUUGAUGUGUUCAAGCCCUGCGUCAAGCGUCUUUCCAUACAGGUCGACCUACUGGAUGACGCCGUCGAGUAUCUGCAGGCGAUCAAGUCCAAGCCGCAACAUCCGAAACUGUCCGUGUCCGUGCGUUGGAUCAGCCCGCACAUGCGCGUGCUGGCAGAGCAACCGUCUGCAUUGAGAGAGCAAUUGACGGCAAUGCUUGGUGUGCCUGUGACUGUCACGUUGGCAGACGAGGCGUGGCCGAUUAGGUAA